UGUUUGUUUGUUUUUGCCCAGAGUUUGUCAUUUAAAUAUUUAAUGCGCGAUAGUUAUAACAGUUUUUCCGUCAUAGGCCUACUCAAAUUUAUAUAAGAUGUAAUUUACGCUAAGUUCCCAAAAUGUGCUGCUUUAUUGCGCUCGUAUUUGGACCGUCAACUGUUGCUGGAUAUGUGCUCCGCCGUUGCAUCCUCCAAUCAGCCUAUCUUGCACACACCCCCUGCAUGUUUCUUUCGUUUUCACUUCCCGGAAGGAUCGAAUGUGAAAAUUGUGGAGUUUUGUUUCUUCGAAAGUUAUAUUUUCUUUAUCUAGUAUGGAGUUUGGGGAGAUUUGACCUUCAGUGUAUUUUAUUCUUUGGAAGAGUUUUAUGUCUGCUUAUAAGGAAAUAAUCGUGUAUACUUCGGAGAGUCGAACAGAUAAAGAACAUUUUCAUGGAAAACGUUUCCCCCUCACCUUUGGACAAGCAAGAAAAUAGAGAAACCAGUCCUCCAUCCAUAAUGCAUGGAAUGCAGGUCAACAUUCCUCUCAGUGUGCAUCGCUCCUCACCGAACCAGCUUCCUUUGGUUAGUCCUCCUACACAAGAAGACUUGUGGCAUCUACCUGGACGCCUGCGGAUAAACCCAUCUCUGUGGGACAAGGAGGAUGUUGCUCACUGGCUCCACUGGGCUCAGAGAGAGUACUCACUGCGCCGGCCUGAAAAAGGACGCUUUGAGAUGAACGGUCGAGCCCUGUGCCUGCUCACCAAGGAGGACUUCAGACACCGCUGUCCCAGCUCGGGUGAUGUUCUGUAUGAGAUCCUACAGUGUGUAAAACAGCAAAGGAGGACUGUUGUUUGUGACCCCCGAAAUUCAUCUCCCUCCCUGGCAACUGGACCCAGCCAGAGCACAGACAGCUGCCAAACACCCCCUCAGAGUGUCCAAGAGCCCCAGCCCCCCACUGUCAAUGACACCCAAGUUUCCCUUCCUUUCACAACAGCAGUGUUGGCAGCUGCUGUCACCACUGUGACCAGCCAGCCGGAGCCUAUGUCACCUCUCAGAGAUCGUCCCUUGAUCUUUUACACUUGCCCUGAUCCACUGACACAUACUAAUGAAUCAGCAGCUGUCCCUGCACUGCCCCACAACCCAGUUCAGUGUCCUCCCCAAACAGACAGUGUCCUCCAACCACUCAACCUGUCCAGUCGAGAGAAGCCAAGGAGCGCAAUGCACAAAGCCAACGGCCGCAUCCCAGAAUGCAGACUGCUGUGGGACUAUGUGUAUCAGCUACUGUGUGAUGACCGUUACCAAGAAUACAUCCGAUGGGAAGACCAGGACAACCUGGUGUUCAGGGUGGUGGACCCCAACGGAUUGGCGCGUCUCUGGGGAAACCACAAGAACCGAGACAAUAUGACCUAUGAAAAAAUGUCCCGGGCCUUGCGGCAUUACUACAAGCUCAACAUCAUCAAAAAGGAGCGCGGACAAAAACUUCUCUUCAGGUUUUUGAAACUCCCACAGGACACCAAGAGAGCGCAGGCUGACCCUGCCGUGUCCCUGGAACACACUCCACCUCAAGAUGGGGACUUUCCAGACAGCAGUCCCACACAUGAGUUCAGUGAGGACCAUUUUGAGGUUUCCCCUGAUCGUGCUUCUCCUCUUACCUGAUGCACUACAUGGUUUGUUACACAGAACCCUCUGAGAAGCCGUCAUUGCAAACUGUUUGGAAAAGGGCGGGUCCUUUCAAAAAAAUACCUGGUAGGUGAGAAGGUGUAUCACGUCCACAAUUGUUUUUUGAACAGUUGAAUUGUCGUGGUUGUCACACACACCUAAACCAAGUCCGUAGCUGCAAUGCAUUACUUGAAGCCUAACAAGAUGGAGUUUCGUCUAAAAUGUGAUUCAGCGAUUCCCACGUGAUAACGCCAGAAUCCAGCUGGCAUGCAAAGUAACUUCUCCACAGCAUCCUCAAUAAAACUGAAAACCAUGUAUUAGAUGUUCUAAAUACAAUACAACAACACAAAUUAUUACAGAAAGAGAUGUGCUCAGAAAAUAACCCAUGCAUGUACAGGCUUAACAAAAUGCACUGUAUUUUUUUGGAGUUUUUCACAAUGAUAUUGCUUUUCAUUUCCCUGUGAAUUAAAGUAUCCAUCAGUGGGAUCAGAACAAACACUAAUAUUAAGCGACGUGGAAAACUCUGAAAGACAUCACAUCAAUAUUCAUAUGAGCAAAGAAUCAAAAUAACUUAGAUGUCUCAGUCUUGCUCAACAUAACCCCAAUACAAAAGAUGCACUUAUUUUCAUAUAAUAUAUACUGAAGGUCUUGCAGGUAGGUGUUGGAAAUGUCUGUGAAAUUGGAGAUUGUUGUUAAAUAGGAAGAGGCAGGUUGGAGUGAUUUUUUUGUGUUCAUACAAGAACAUAUUGUAUUGCUGAUUAAAUGCUAGUUUGUACAGUUUUGUUUUGUUUUUACAAAUGGUUCGCUUUAUCAACCUCAAGAUGAGGUAUUUGUUAAGCACCUUUGGUAUAGCCUAGGCCCUAGACCUAUGUUAGUUGUCAAUGUUUCUUUCUGCUUUGUAAAAUAAACAUUUUGUAUUGCAUAUUUUGUAUGCCCUGAUU
Etheostoma spectabile (orangethroat darter) is the source of this 2581-nucleotide messenger RNA. RefSeq names its product ETS variant transcription factor 7 (gene etv7). Gene Ontology annotation, molecular function: sequence-specific DNA binding; DNA-binding transcription factor activity, RNA polymerase II-specific. NCBI's taxonomy places the organism in Eukaryota, Metazoa, Chordata, Actinopteri, Perciformes, Percidae. Gene Ontology annotation, biological process: cell differentiation; regulation of transcription by RNA polymerase II. Gene Ontology annotation, cellular component: nucleus. The transcript has 9 exons. The coding region runs from base 432 to 1637 and encodes 401 amino acids. The record is from RefSeq and is a predicted model, not a curated record.